Ogataea haglerorum is the source of this 1161-nucleotide messenger RNA. RefSeq lists its product as uncharacterized. NCBI's taxonomy places the organism in Eukaryota, Fungi, Ascomycota, Pichiomycetes, Pichiales, Pichiaceae. Gene Ontology annotation, biological process: response to oxidative stress. Bases 1 to 1161 code for a protein of 386 amino acids. Gene Ontology annotation, cellular component: cytoplasm. The transcript has a single exon. The record is from RefSeq and is a predicted model, not a curated record.
AUGUGGAAAUUAGUUCAAUCAGGACUGUCGGUAGUUGCUGGAACCGCCGAACCGGAAUUCGGACCGGACUCAAUUCAUCCAGUCUGUUCCAAUCUGUCUGAAGACGAGCCUCUGUACUCUCCUUUGUCACCAAAAGACUUGGAGUAUCAAGUGCCGAGCCACACCUGUGUGGAGACCCAGACAUUUUACUUCAACGAUGGCGUAUACGCUGGUUUUGCCCAGGUGAUUCACUCGAAUUUAGUUGGUUUGCAUACAACGGCUCAGUUUACCUUCAAAGUCUUCAAAAAGAGCAAACCUGAUGCCUAUGUCUGGACCUCCACCAAGUUGGAGAACUUCACGGCUGCCGGUGCCAACUUCUACGCUGAUAAUCUAUCCGUUGAAGUUGAUGAUGCGCAUAAAGUUUACCGUAUCAAAUCAUCCGUUAAUCCUGCAAGCAUUGUUGACUUGACUUUCGAGCUUAUUGGCGAAAGCGUGAAAUUCGGAAAGGACGGUACCACCUACUAUGGGACGGAUCUUGCCAGGCCAUGGGGAGCAAUGAGGCACAUCUUCUGGCCUCGUUGCAAAGCCUCCGGAACUCUCAAGCUGGAAGGAAACCAGCAAUUUGAACAGGAUGUCACUCUGAACUCGGGACUCGGAAUGUAUGUUAUGGCUCUUCAAGGCAUGAAGCCACAUCAUGCUGCCGCGGCAUGGAAUUUCUUGAACUACCAGUCCGAGAACUAUUCAGUCGUCGUGAUGGAGUUCACCACUCCUAAAUCGUACAAUACUACCACUGUUAAUGUUGGCAUUGUUACAGACAAGGAUGGAAAAAUCCUUCUGGGAUCGAUUGACAACACGACGAAGCAUCUCAAGACAUACACAGACACUGUUUCUGGCUGGAACGUUCCUGAAGAAAUCGAGUUUACUCUGAGGGGAAAGGACCUAGAAGUUCAGGUUUCAGGUGCCCUUACGCACUUGAUUGAGCGUGUCGAUGUCAUGAAUGAGCUGCCUCAAUUUGUGAAGAACAUUGCUAGCGGAGUGGCCGGCACAAAGCCCUACAUCUUCCAGUUUAGCAACGAACUUGAUUUCAAACUCAUUAAAGAUGGAAAGGUUGAAAGCGCUGAAACAGGCUACGGAUACACCGAGACAACGUUCAUCAGCGAUGUCAUUAAACCAUCAAACUAA